ACCCUUAUGCUUGAACAUAGUGUUCGUUAUGGACAAACUGUGACUAGCACAGAAGUCCAGUAACAGAACACCACUCGGGUUCAGGUCGGGGGAAGGGGGCGUUCCGCCCCUCCAGGUGUCACUGUUGCUGACCACGUCAGCAUUGAAGUCCCCCAAUAGAACGAUGGAGUCCCCGGUCGGAGCACUUUCUAGCACCCCUCCCAGAGACGCCAAGAAGGUCGGGUACUCUACACUGCCAUUUGGCACAUGAGCACAAAAAACAGUGAGAGAAUUCUCCCCGACCCGAAGGCGCAGGGAAACGACCCUCUCGUUCAACGGGGUGAACUCUAACACAUGGCUGCUGAGCUGGGGGGCUAUGAGCAAACGCGCACCAGCCCGUCGCCUCUCACUGCGGGAAACUCCAGAGUAGUAGAGAGUCCAGCCUCUCUCGAGGAGUUUAUUCUUGUCUAAUUUAUUAUUGUUUACUUAGUGAUCUGAUGAACAAGGAAAGGUUUAGCAAGGAAAAUUUUACUUUUACUUUUGUUUUGUUUGUCUCUGUGUUUUUGCGUGGGUGUGAGUGUGUGUCUCAAACAUCUCAACAAUUAUAUCUAAUCAUACCCUGGACAGCAGAGAAACUCCCUUGUAUUUAUAUACAUUAUCCUUCCUUGUGUUAUAUAAAUGUUAAGUACGGUAAAUACAGUAUUCUUAAAUAAUACAGUAUGAAAGAUUAUUAUAUGCUUUAAACAUAAUGAAUCUAAAUAUGUUGUAUGCUUAUGUACAUAUAUUAUAUUUAUGUUUUAUACGUAAUAAUAACAAUAAUAAGCAGGGGAAGAAUUAGAAAUAAUAGAUUUUAUUAAUAUAAAUACUAAUUAUUGGCACACUAUUAUGUAAUACAGUUAAUAAAUAAGUAGUAAUACAAGUAAUGAAUAAUUUAGUGAUUAAAAAGCUGACAACUAAAACAAUGACACAAUUCAAGAAUCGUUAUUAUACGUGUUUGUGUUUGUAUCACAUCUCAAAUCUUUAAAUACAUUUCAAAUUUCAGUUUUGACAAAAUACAUUCAGAACAAAAUGAUUCACUAAAUUGUUGAAUUGUAACAGAAAUGCAAGUCAAACCUUACUGUAUGUAAGCAGGCAGUGAUUUAAAAAGCAAUAUUUGUGACUGAUAAACAUAAUUAACUCAAUUCAUUUCAAUUUUAUUUGUUUGGAUUAGAUUGUAGGGAUAUUAUGCCAAUCCUUUGCAGGGCAUACACACACAUACACACAUUAAUUCACACCUAAACAGCAGUGAUCCUGUACCAAUGUGCAAACAUGUAUUAUUUAAUGAUUAUUUUUUAUUUACAUAAUCAAAUUAUUGCUCAAAAAAAUUUUUUUAAUCUGUAAAAUAUUUGUUAUUACUUUAAACGUGAUUUAAAUUGAACUAAUUAAAUUAAACCAGUUUAAUAUUUGUGCACUGGAUUAAUUCCAAAUAUUUGAGGGGUAAAAUAUGAUAAUUACAGUAAUUACUUAUGUAAUACUUUGCACCGAAUGGGUAGGUAGACUGUAUAUAAACAAGAAAGCAUCUGCUGUCAGCCUGAGCACGUUUGCAGGGAGAAUCAUUCUGAUUACCUGAUAACAGUUUCACUUUAUUUUCAGCUGUAUCCAAAAGAAUGUAUUUUGUGCUUGUUUUGCCUCUGCUCAUGCUUUCCUUCAGAGAGUGUGCAAGUGUCAACGAUACACAAAGCAGAAUUGUUGGGCCGUUUCCCAGUUCGAUCUCUGUGAAUAACGGACAGAUCUGGGGAACAUGGGGAAUUUCAGAGAAGUGUCCUACAGGCACCUAUGCUACAGGCUUUAGCCUCAAGGUUCAACCAUAUCAGGGAAUUUGGACAGAUGACACAGCCCUAAAUGCAAUUUCUCUUCACUGCUCUAAACCCAUUGGUCCCAGUGGUAUUGUUGGGAGCUACUCAACUAUCAGUUCUGCUGUAGGAAGCUGGGGGUCUUGGACACAGCCUCUCUGGUGCCGUAGUGGAGUACUGAAAGCUUUCCAGCUGCAAGUACAGAGUUAUCAGGGAUGGUUAAUUGAUGAUAGUGCUGCCAACAACGUAAGGUUCCAAUGCUCUGGAAGCCAAGUGUUACAAGGUGCUGGUAUGAACUGGGGUACCUGGGGUUCCUGGAGCUCACUUUGUGGUGGAACUGGGAUUUGUGGCAUCCGAACAAGAGUGGAGUCACCUCAGGGCAUAUUGGAUGACACCAGUCUUAAUGAUGUUAACUUCUUUUGCUGCUACUGAGAAUGAAUUUAUGAGACGAGAACACAAACAAGAACAACUACAACUAAACAUUCUCUUUAUAUCUCAUGAAAUCUGACAUGCGAGUGAAUUAUAGGAUAAUGAUAUUAAUAAUCACUAAAAUGUUCUCACUGAUGAUUUAGUUAUGUUUGUUAAGCUGUUCUUCUGUGCUUUAAUUGAAUUCUGUUUUGAAUUACUCAACAAAAUAAAAUAUGCUCUUCAAACAUG
This is a messenger RNA of Tachysurus fulvidraco (yellow catfish), 2468 nucleotides long. RefSeq names its product vitelline membrane outer layer protein 1 homolog. Lineage: Eukaryota; Metazoa; Chordata; Actinopteri; Siluriformes; Bagridae. The record is from RefSeq and is a predicted model, not a curated record. The transcript is spliced from 5 exons. The coding region runs from base 1626 to 2243 and encodes 205 amino acids.